GUGACGUUACGUUUGUUGACAGACGUUUAUGUUUAUUGUAGAAUGGAAUUUCAGAAAAUUAGUAUGGCUCAAUAGUUUCCUUAUUUUAUGUGCACCUUGACAAUAAGGUUAAAAGUAAUACUUAUUCAAAAAAGUACAACCACCUUAACUAAACCAUGGAUAACUUAAAAAAUAUAUGGAAACCUGAACUUUAUCGUAUCCAAAUGGAGGCGCCGGUGCCAAAGCGUCUAAUCUGCGAGAAUUGUCCGGACAGACCUGAGUUUUACGGAAAAGAGUAUCACGGAGUGAUGGGACACAGAGAAGCAGCUUUGUUUCUGGAUGGUGAACCCAACGGAGCCUUUUUAAUCAGAAAAGGCAAUGAAUGCAAUGAUUUUUACACAUUAACUUGGAGGUUCAAUGAUAGAAUACAUCACUAUAAGUUAUACUACGAUGGUACACACUACAUAAAGGAAAAGAGGUAUGACAGUAUUUAUGAUUUGGUAGCAGAUGGACUUAUCAUCUGUCAUAUGGAAUUGAAGGCGCACCAUAUAUUGGAAAUGAUCAACUCACGCACAAACUAUACGGAGAGCCCGUAUGUAACACUGAAUAGACGGAAAUUAAAAAAUACUUUGACUGAAAUUCAUCAGGCACCAAAAAACGCCAGUCCUAUUAACAGGAAUGACAAUCAAAUCUUAGAGAUUGAGACCGACAUAAAAAAGCCUUUAGACCUCACGCCCAUUGAAGACAGCCCAUUAUUGUACAAAUACUUAAAGUCACAUAAUUUCAAAGUGCAUACAUUCAAGGGUCUUAACUGGUGUGAGCUGUGUGCUAACUUUCUGUGGGGCUUCACCGCGCAAGGUGUUAAAUGCGAAGAUUGCGGUUUCAUAGCACAUUCAAAAUGCUCAGACGUGGUCCCUAACCACUGUUUACCAGACCUAAAAAAGCUAAGAGGAGUGUUUGGCAUAGAUUUAACGACUCUGUUGAACGCCCACUCCAGCACAUUGCCUUUUGUCGUAAGGAAGUGUGUCAAUGAAAUCGAAGCGAGAGGAAUGGACUCUGAGGGCAUCUACAGGGUUUCUGGGUUUGCUGAUGAGAUUGAGGCGUUGAAACUGGCUUUUGACAAAGAUGGUGAGGCGGCGGAUUUAAGCGUGUACAGCAACAUCAACGUAAUCGCGGGUACCCUCAAAUUAUACCUUCGCUUACUGCCCGUCCCGCUCAUCACUUACGAGGUCCACCCGCACCUGGUUAACGCUAUCCAAAUGAAGACGACAUCGCGGCAAGUGUCGCUGUUGCGCGAGUGUCUGGACAUGUUGCCGCCCGCGCAUUUCAACUGCCUGCAGUAUAUGGUGCAGCAUUUGCAUAGGGUGUCACAACAAGCGGACGUGAACAAAAUGUCGGCACACAACCUCAGCACGGUGUUUGCGCCAACGUUGGUGGCCACGCCGCCCGCCAUCUCGGACUUGGCCGCCGAGAUCCGCGCGCUGCAGGCGCUCAUCGAGCACUGCCCGCAGAUAUACUAUGGGAACAAAUGAAGCUGAAGAUGCAUUGCUGUGGUGUUGCGGUCUAGCGCGACCACCGACCAACCGGAGCGCGCAUGGAAAACUUCUAUAGGCCAAACCACUAUGACUAUUAGUGUGCACGUAUUCAUUAUACUGGAUGUAACCAGAACGCUAACAAAAACUUUGCGUUAUUAUUAUACUACCUUAACACAAUCCAAUAAAUAACCAUUUGCCUUAUCUUGUAGUUUUAGUGAUUUAAUAUUAUUAAAGCUAGCAUUGUAUAGCGUGCAAAACUCGCGAACCCCAUCUACGACGCGGUAUUGACGUCGAGUGAUCUAUUUACCGAACGCUCGUUGAUCUCUAGCGUCAGUCAGAUGUUUUAUUUGCAAUAGAUUGUGAACUUUAAAAACAGGUUUUAGAAUUUUUUUCGUAGUUUUUUUUUAAUGGUAAUCAGUCAUCAUCAAUAUUAUCACCUGUCUUCGUUUUUCGUAGCGUUCUGGUAACACUGUAUUAUGAUACUAAAUACUACUAACGAUACUCCAGCAUUUCGUCGUGUGGAUGGAGGAUGUAAGAAUUGGGAAAUAAUUUUGGGGGAUAAAUUUUUCCUAUGACCGUCUUCAAGAGGCUAUCUCAGUGCCUUGCGUUAAAAGAUCUAUGCUAGCGGUUGAGCUGUUACCCCACAAGCACAAUUUGCAAAUGUAUCAUCUUAGUGCAAGCUUUAUUAUUAAGUCUUCGAUCUCAACAAUUACCUAUAUUAAUAACUAAUUUUAUUGGAAUCUAAAUACUAUUUAUAAAAAUUUUAUCGCUUUAAAUAAUAAUUUAUCAUAUCAAAAAGUGUAUGAAAUUAAUUUACAUAUUUAUGUAACUAUAUAAUACUAUUUAUAGUAAAAUAAAUGACUGUAUAAAUAUAUAGUAACUUUGGAAGUUAGGAAUUAACCUACGAUUUAUUUUAUUGACCUAUGUAUAUUUUAUUUAUUACAUAGAAGAUUCAACGUACUACCGUCGGCCCAGCUGGCGCUACCGAGCACGACACCGCUCGGUUGGGAAAUUUCCCUAUUGCUACGGUCGAGCACACAGCCACAGCUCCCGUACAGUAUGUACCAUGUAUAGUAACCACUAAGUAAAGUACUUAAAGUCUUCAAUGCUUAAAAUAAUUGUGUUCAUCACAUUAUAAUUGUAAUAUAGCGGUCAAAGUUUAGUGCUAGGGUCUUUAUGUCCUUCAUUUAGAAUCUAUUUACAAAAGUAAUUUUUCCUACUUAUAUUAUUAUUCACUAAUCAAAAUUCCUAGAACCAUUCCAGGUUGUAUUUUUAAUAACCGAUCUUCUAAGUAAUGUUUUUUUUUAUACUUUUAUAUUGUGAUUAAAUUAAGACUGUAAAUUAUUA
This is a messenger RNA of Maniola jurtina (meadow brown), 2861 nucleotides long. RefSeq names its product beta-chimaerin (gene RhoGAP5A). Gene Ontology annotation, biological process: regulation of GTPase activity; signal transduction. NCBI's taxonomy places the organism in Eukaryota, Metazoa, Arthropoda, Insecta, Lepidoptera, Nymphalidae. Bases 156 to 1511 code for a protein of 451 amino acids. Gene Ontology annotation, molecular function: GTPase activator activity. The transcript has 9 exons. The record is from RefSeq and is a predicted model, not a curated record.